AUUUGACUGUAACGGUAGACCAGACUGCCAGGGGAACGUCACUAGUAAGUUUACAAGUAACAUACAGUAUUAUAUACCGCACAAGUAUCAAUACUAGUAUUACUACAAAGUAUCAUAUAUCGGUACGAGUAAACUAUUUAAAUACAAAUACCCUUUUAGAACCACAACAGAUAAUACAAUGUUGAAGAGCUAUUCGUCGUGGUUGCCCCGUCUCUGCCUCUUGUAUGUGGCGGUGGCCCUUAUAAUACCAUUGUUUGCCUCCAAGUCUGGUGGUGUAGCUUUGGCUGCUGAAGACGACCAUGAAUCAUACGGCACCGUCAUUGGUAUUGAUUUGGGAACCACCUACUCGUGUGUGGGUGUGAUGAAGAACGGAAAGGUGGAGAUCUUGGCCAAUGACCAAGGUAACAGAAUCACACCAUCCUACGUGGCGUUCACCGAUGAAGAACGUUUGAUCGGUGACGCUGCUAAGAAUCAGGCCGCUUCCAACACCAACAACACUGUCUUUGACAUCAAGAGAUUGAUUGGGUUGAAGUACGCUGACAAAACUGUCCAGAAAGAAAUCAAGCACUUGCCUUACGCCAUCGAGAAGAAGGACGGAAAGCCCGUUGUCAAGGUUGACUACCAAGGCGAAUCCAAGACCUUUUCUCCAGAAGAAAUCUCCGGAAUGAUCUUGGGUAAGAUGAAGUCUAUUGCUGAAGAGUACUUAGGCAAGAAGGUCACCCAUGCCGUUGUCACUGUUCCAGCCUACUUCAACGAUGCUCAGAGACAAGCUACAAAGGAUGCUGGUACUAUUGCCGGUUUGAACGUGUUGAGAAUCGUCAACGAACCCACAGCUGCUGCCAUUGCCUACGGUUUGGACAAGACCGAUGGUGAAAAGCAAAUCAUUGUCUACGACUUGGGUGGAGGUACCUUCGAUGUUUCUUUGUUGUCUAUCGAAGGUGGUGUUUUUGAAGUUUUGGCUACCGCUGGUGACACCCACUUGGGUGGUGAAGAUUUUGACUUCAAGAUCGUCAGACAUUUGGCUAAGUUGUUCAAGAAGAAGCACGACAUUGACAUUACCUCCAACGCCAGAGCUGUAGCUAAGUUGAAGAGAGAAGCUGAAAAGGCCAAGAGAACUCUUUCGGCCCAGAUGUCUGCCAGAAUCGAAAUUGACUCGUUUGUGGAUGGUAUCGACUUCUCCGAGACUCUUUCGAGAGCCAAAUUCGAAGAGUUGAACAUUGACUCGUUCAAGAAGACAUUGAAGCCAGUGGAACAAGUUUUGAAGGAUGCCAACGUCAAGAAGUCUGAAAUCGACGAUAUUGUUCUUGUUGGUGGUUCUACAAGAAUUCCAAAGGUCCAAGAGUUGAUUGAGAAGUUCUUUGAUGGAAAGAAAGCCUCUAAGGGUAUCAACCCUGAUGAGGCUGUUGCUUACGGUGCUGCUGUUCAAGCUGGUGUUCUUUCGGGUGAAGAAGGUGUCGACGACAUUGUCUUGUUGGACGUCAACCCAUUGACUUUAGGUAUUGAAACCACUGGUGGUGUCAUGACCACCUUGAUCAACAGAAACACUGCUAUUCCUACAAAGAAGUCACAGAUCUUUUCUACUGCCGCUGAUAACCAACCUACCGUGUUGAUCCAGGUCUACGAAGGUGAAAGAGCCUUGGCUAAGGACAACAACAAGUUGGGUAAGUUUGAGUUGACUGGUAUUCCACCAGCUCCAAGAGGUGUGCCACAAAUUGAAGUCACUUUCUCGUUGGAUGCCAAUGGUAUCUUGAAGGUCGAAGCCUUGGACAAGGGUACCGGUAAGUCUGAGUCCAUCACCAUCACCAACGAUAAGGGCAGAUUGUCUAAGGAUGACAUCGACAGAAUGGUAGAAGAGGCUGAAAAGUACGCUCAGCAAGAUGCCGAGUUGAAGGCCAAGAUUGAAGCCAGAAACUCGUUGGAGAACUACGCUCACUUGUUGAGAGGCCAGUUGAACGACAAGUCCGAAACUGGAUUGGGAUCGAAGUUGGAAGACGAUGACAAGGAAACUUUGGAUGACGCUGUUAAGGAAGCUUUGGAAUUUAUCGAAGACAACUACGACACCGCCACAGCCGAAGAAUUUGAAGAACAAAAGCAAAAGUUGAUUGACGUUGCCAACCCCAUCACCGCUAAGUUGUACGGAGGUGCUGGUGGAGAAGCUGGAGCCGGUGGUGCCAAGUUUGGUGAUGACGACUCCGAUGACGAAUUCGAUCACGAUGAAUUGUGAUUACCCCUGUAAUUUAUCCAAAUACAAAUCCCAAUCCCGAAGCUCAAGUAAGCUUAUCCAUUAGCCAUUAUAUUUAUAUACUGAUAUCGUUAACUUGUGUCUAGACGAGCAAUGGCAGCUCUAUUCAUAGUAAUUCUGCUAAUAAAGGUUGCAAUAGAUCGG
Molecule: messenger RNA, 2386 nt
Organism: Scheffersomyces stipitis CBS 6054
Lineage: Eukaryota; Fungi; Ascomycota; Pichiomycetes; Serinales; Debaryomycetaceae
Gene: KAR2
Product: Hsp70 family ATPase
Exons: 1
Coding region: 179-2224 (681 amino acids)
Biological process (GO): protein refolding; endoplasmic reticulum unfolded protein response; cellular response to unfolded protein
Cellular component (GO): cytoplasm; endoplasmic reticulum chaperone complex; endoplasmic reticulum lumen
Molecular function (GO): ATP hydrolysis activity; heat shock protein binding; ATP binding
Source: RefSeq, a predicted model, not a curated record